AUGUCUUACAACAAGCCCACCAGCCCACCCCCUUCUUACCCAGCUCCCGUCCACGACAACGGCGGCUACCACCCUGGCUCCCCACCUCCCCAGGGCAGUGGUGCUGCCCAGGACUACUACGGAGGCCAGCAGGGUGGCCAACAAUACUAUCCCCAGCAACAGGGCUAUCCCCCUCAGCAGCAGCAGGGUUACUAUCAGCAGCAACCCCAGGGCCAGAUGUACUAUCCUCCGCAGCAGGGUUACCCCCCUCAGCAGCAGCAGCAGCAGCAGCAGGGUUACUAUGCCGGUGACCGUGGUGGUGGCGGUGGAUCCGGUGCUGGUGGUAUCUGUGCUGGUAUUAUGGCGGCACUUGCAUGCUGCUGCUGCUUGGAUAUUCUUUUCUAG
This is a messenger RNA of Penicillium cataractarum, 384 nucleotides long. RefSeq lists its product as uncharacterized. The transcript has 2 exons. The record is from RefSeq and is a predicted model, not a curated record. Lineage: Eukaryota; Fungi; Ascomycota; Eurotiomycetes; Eurotiales; Aspergillaceae. The coding region runs from base 1 to 384 and encodes 127 amino acids.